AUUUUCCUAAUAAAAUCAACACAGUGUGAAUUUUUUUAGAGUGAUGUGGAAAAACAAUGUUUCUUCAUUGGAUGACCACGCAAGCUAAUGGAACCCACAUAAGCCACCGUACCUGAUAUAACCUCCGAUUCGGGUCCUUCUUCUCUUCUCGGUGACGCUAUAACCUCUCUCCGAUUGUGUCCGUAUCCUUAUUAUUUUCACUCCUCUGCGAUUCUCAUCAGAUCCGCACUACCAAAUCACAGAUCCUGCUCUGAUUCAAUUCAAUCAAUACUAGAACAACAAUUAUCAAACCUAAAAAUAUGGUUGUUCUUGCUGCAUCCGUUGUCGGCAAGUCUGGCAAAGUGCUAGUUUCUAGACAGUUUGUGGAUAUGUCUCGAAUAAGAAUUGAAGGACUCCUAGCAGCAUUUCCCAAGUUGAUAGGCACUGGGAAACAGCACACUUAUAUUGAGACUGAGAACGUGCGCUAUGUUUACCAGCCAAUAGAAGCUCUGUAUCUGCUUCUUGUAACAAACAAACAGAGCAACAUACUGGAAGAUUUGGAUACUUUGAGGCUUCUCUCCAAACUUGUCCCUGAACACUCUUAUUCCCUUGAUGAAGAGGGUAUUUGCAAGAAUGCCUUUGAGCUGAUUUUUGUGUUUGAUGAAGUAAUCUCUCUUGGGCACAAGGAAAAUGUUACCGUUUCACUAGUUAAGCAAUACUGUGAGAUGGAAAGUCAGGAAGAGAAGCUGCACAAGCUUGUUAUGCAGAGCAAGGUCAAUGAAACUAAGGAUCUUAUGAAGCGGAAAGCAAGUGAGAUUGAUAAGAGCAAGAUUGAAAAGAAUAGAGGUGAUAAAGGAGGCUUUGGUCCGUUGACGUCAAUGGGAUCUGGAAGAAUUGAAAAUAGCUUCAGUGAUUUGAGCAUAAGUAGCACUGGAACUGGUUUUGGAAGCGGCUCUGGUUUUGGAUUGAAUACUGAUGCUGACUCCUUUUCUGUCAAGCCUAAAGGUCGUCCAACUGCAUCUGCCACUGCUCCGUCAAAGGGUCUUGGUAUGAAGCUGGGUAAAUCUCAAAAGACAAAUCAGUUCUUGGAAUCAUUGAAAGCAGAAGGUGAGGUCAUUCUUGAAGAUGUUCAGCCAAAACUUGGCCAGUCUCGGACAGCUGCCCCACCACUUACCGAUCCUGUGACUUUAUCGGUUGAAGAAAAAUUAAACGUCACACUGAAACGAGAUGGUGGAGUUAGUAAUUUUGAUGUUCAAGGACAAUUGUCUCUCCAAAUUCUUAACCAAGAAGAUGCACAUAUUCAAGUUCAGGUCCAAACUGGUGAUAAUCACGCCAUCUCUUUCAAGACACACCCCAACAUGAAUAAAGAGUUAUUUGCCAAUGAAUAUAUACUAGGUCUAAAGGAUCCCAACAGGCCUUUCCCCACUGGUCAAGCCAGUGAUGCUGCAGGUGUUGGACUUUUAAAGUGGAGAAUGCAAAGCACUGACGAGUCAAUAGUGCCACUGACAAUCAACUGUUGGCCCUCUUCUUCUGGAAAUGAAACUUAUGUCAGCAUUGAAUACGAGGCUUCAUCAAUGUUUGAUCUGCGGAAUGUUGUGAUCUCAGUACCUCUUCCAGCUCUUCGUGAAGCACCAUCUGUUAGUCAGAUUGACGGGGAAUGGAGGUAUGACUCUAGGAAUUCCAUUUUGGAGUGGUCUGUCCUUCUGAUUGAUAAUUCUAAUCGCAGUGGGUCAAUGGAGUUUGUUGUUCCUCAAGCCGAUUCAUCAGCAUUCUUUCCCAUAUCAGUUCGUUUUAUGGCAACUGAUACAUUUAGUGACCUGAAGGUUACAAGUAUCAUACCACUUAAGGGUGGUAAUCCUCCCAAAUAUGCUCAGAGAACACAGUUGAUAACAGAAAACUACCAAGUUGUGUAAUUGAUUUCCUUCAGGGUUUCAGUUUAUAUGGCAGUUUUGCUUUACAUCUGUGGCUCUUUCGUCAAUAGGAAAUACUUCUAGUUGCAGCAUUAUUUUACUAUUCAUGAGUUUAUACUUUUGGUUCUACUUCUCAAGACAUGGAGCAAACUAUGAUACUUGUAUUUACUAUUAUGGGAAGUAUCUUAUUUGAAAGGAUACAUUUCCCAUCUCCCUGUUUUUCUUGUAUCGAAUUGAAUCAUAUAAAUUAGAAGACAGGCAAGUCAAACGCAAAUUGAGUAUCUACUAUCAAAUGCAUGGUAUUAAACUAGUUGUGUAUGUAAUGGAGAAUCUUUGCUACAAUAAUGUUUUUAUGUUUAGUUUA
Messenger RNA from Trifolium pratense (red clover), 2253 nucleotides. RefSeq names its product coatomer subunit delta-2-like. Bases 300 to 1892 code for a protein of 530 amino acids. The transcript is spliced from 12 exons. The record is from RefSeq and is a predicted model, not a curated record. Gene Ontology annotation, biological process: retrograde vesicle-mediated transport, Golgi to endoplasmic reticulum; endoplasmic reticulum to Golgi vesicle-mediated transport; Golgi localization. Gene Ontology annotation, cellular component: cytosol; COPI vesicle coat. NCBI's taxonomy places the organism in Eukaryota, Viridiplantae, Streptophyta, Magnoliopsida, Fabales, Fabaceae.